Messenger RNA from Harpegnathos saltator (Jerdon's jumping ant), 2370 nucleotides. Its product is annotated as 4-hydroxybutyrate coenzyme A transferase. The transcript has 5 exons. The record is from RefSeq and is a predicted model, not a curated record. Gene Ontology annotation, molecular function: acetate CoA-transferase activity. NCBI's taxonomy places the organism in Eukaryota, Metazoa, Arthropoda, Insecta, Hymenoptera, Formicidae. Gene Ontology annotation, biological process: acetate metabolic process. Bases 184 to 1764 code for a protein of 526 amino acids. Gene Ontology annotation, cellular component: mitochondrion.
AGAGAUAGAGGGGAGAGAGCGCGCGCGGGGGUGUGUGGUGGCGCAUCCUACCCCUACGAAUAUCACGGACAUUCGCGGUGGUUCGCGGGCGCGAUCGCUGCUGAGAGUCAGUCGUGUCAGUGCGCGCGCGGAAGAGAGAGAGAGUAGUGGUGAGACGGUUUUGCGAACGUUAGCAGUCGAAGCAUGGCGGCCCUCAAGCGUAUCACCAGCCUGACCCGGGCGCUCACGACGAUGACGUCCGCUUCGCGGUCGUGCCUCCAGCAUGCCGCGAGGAAGACGUACUUCACAUACGUGAACGAGCCGUCCAUGCCGAUCCCGGACAGAGAGCCCUGCUGGCUGAAGACCGCCGACGAGGCCAUCGAGCAGGCCGAGCUCGACUCAGACCAGGAAGUGUACGUUCAAGGCGCCGCGGCGACACCCGUUGAAUUGUUAAGAGCGAUGACCGACUACGGGGUACGCUGCGACGUGAGAAACGUUCGUUUGUAUCACAUGCAUCUCGAGGGGGCCGCUCCGUUCGCCAAGCCAGAACACGCAAAACACUUCCGGUCUAUCAGCUUGUUCAUCGGCGGCAACGUGCGACCUGCGGUGAACGCCGGUACCGCCGACUGCAUUCCCAUUUUCCUGCACGAGAUCCCGCGUCUGUUCAACCAGGGUUACAUCAAGCCUGACCUCUCUCUCAUCCACGUGUCGCCGCCGGACGACAAGGGUUACUGCUCGCUCGGCACCAGCGUGGACAGCGUUCGGUCCGCCGUGAGUCAUUCCAAACGUAUCGUAGCCUUAGUCAAUAAGCACAUGCCUAGGACGUUCGGCGACGCCAUCAUACACGUCAGCCACUUGGACUUCGCCGUGGAGCACCAUCAACCGCUGCCAGUCCACCCCGUGAAGGCGCCCUCCAAGGCCGAGCAGAUGAUCGGCAAGCACAUCGCCGAGAAUCUAGUGGCGGACGGCGCCACGUUGCAGUUGGGCAUCGGCAGCAUACCCGACGCAGUGCUCUCGUUGUUGGGUAACCACAAGGAUCUCGGGAUCCACAGCGAGAUGUUCAGCGACGGUGUGGUCGACCUUGUGAACAAGGGUUGCAUCACGAACAACCAGAAAAAGAUGCACAAGGGCAGGAUCGUCGGCUCCUUUUGCGUCGGCUCGGAGAAGCUUUAUGACUUCAUGCACAACAACCCCUUCAUAGGUGGGUCGACCUCGACCUCGCAUUGCCAAUGUCCUCUUUCUUCCUUCCGUCAACACAUUACCUCGUUACUGAAACAAUCAUUUGUCUUUUUAUCGUCCUUGAGAUCUCAACAGUCGAUUUCUUCUGCUGCAGAGAUGCUAGUGGUGGAUUAUGUCAAUGACCCCAGAAUAGUCGCCAAGCAACCAAAGAUGACGGCUAUCAACUCGUGUAUCGAGGUGGACAUCACCGGUCAGAUCUGUUCGGACAGUAUCGGGACGAGGAUGUACUCCGGCUUCGGCGGCCAGCUGGACUUUAUCAUGGGUGCGGCGAUGAGCGAAGAUCAACUGGGAAAGCCGAUUAUAGCGCUCCAAUCGAUCACCGCUAAGGGCCACAGUAAGAUACAGCCGGUUCUGACGUUGGGCGCCGGAGUGGUCACCAACCGAGCGGUGGUGCGGUACGUCGUGACGGAGCAGGGUAUCGCCAGCCUGUUCGGCAAGAGUCUUCAGCAACGGGCGUAUGAGUUGAUCAAGGUGGCUCAUCCCGAUCACAGAGAAGCCUUGGAGAAAUCGGCCUUUGAACGUCUAAAAGUGAUGCCCGCGCCAUAGGUCAUAGAAGAUCGCGCGUGACGAAUGAAGAAACAUGAUAUUCGAUAGCAUUUCAUGAUCGACCGUGCGUACGUCCGCGCGCUUUGUCCGCAUUCAACGGGAGACGAAGUGUCUUCUCCUUGUACGAUAUUUGCGCUCUCUUGCCUGAAGACAAUUCGUCAACCUACUCGAAGAUCUAUCUAGAGUGAGAGGGAGGGAGAAAGAGAGAGAGAGAGAGAGAGAGAGAGAGAGAGAGAGAGAGAGAGAUUGAGAGAAAGCGAGAGAGAGAAUAAUGCGUACUAAGUCGUGAUUCUAACACGUUAAAUUUUAACACUAAUAUAAGAGCCAGUAACGUAGGCGGUAUCGCGUUCGUUACAUGUUAGACGCUGAACCACGCGUGUUUUAUAUAUACAUACAAAUAUAUCAUCAGGGCGACGUGUUCGCGCUCGUUGGAACACGGUUGAGACAAAUAAAAGUGACGCACAUGGCGUCGCAUUCCGACAUGUAAACAUUUUUUAUAUUAAAUCUGUCGAUGUUCCUUUGUAUAAUUUACCAAUGUUACCAUUACAUCAUAAUGAGGAAAACGAAGUACCAUUACGCAAACGAGAAAUAUAGUGAGAUCGCUGA